This is a messenger RNA of Danio rerio (zebrafish), 8202 nucleotides long. It is a transcript of the gene tg, whose product is annotated as thyroglobulin. NCBI's taxonomy places the organism in Eukaryota, Metazoa, Chordata, Actinopteri, Cypriniformes, Danionidae. Gene Ontology annotation, cellular component: extracellular region. The record is from RefSeq and is marked provisional.
AUGCAGAACAUGGAAGAGAUGAAGCUCCUUUGUCUAACCAGCACACUGAUUUGUAUUUUCUCUCUGACGUGUGGAAAGAUUUCAGAGUACCAGCUGGAGACGGAGAGUCUGAGUCAAUGUGAGCAGCUUAGGUCUGUCAGUGCAGAGCAGGAGCGUCAACAUGUUCCACAGUGCUUUGAGGACGGUCGCUUCAGGCAUGUUCAGUGUAACCGUGGAGGUGGAGAAUGUUGGUGUGUGAAUGCAGAAGGAUUUGAGAUACCUGGGAGUCGACAAAAUGGAUCCUCAGUUUAUUGUUUAACCACCUGCCAGCUCCAGAGACAGCGGGCACUGCAGACUGAAGAUGCCACCCUGGUGCCCGUGUGCUUGGACUCAGGUGAGUACCAGCAGGUACAGUGUGAUGCGUCUCGCAGCCAGUGCUGGUGCGUCGACCUAGAGGGCAUGGAGAUCUAUGGAACCAGGCAGAACGGAAAGCCAUCCAAAUGUCCUGGUACUUGUGAGGUGAGAGAACGGAGACUGCUUCAUGGUAUUGGAGAGCGUUCUCCUCCUCAGUGUUCAGAUGAUGGAGGCUUCUUACCUGUGCAGUGCAAGUUUGUCAACACCACUGACAGGAUGAUCUUUGAUCUCUUGCACACUUUUAACAGACAACCAGAAGUGUUCCAGACAUUCAGCGGUUUCAGAAAGGCUUACCCAGAGCUCUCUAGUUAUUGUUUCUGUGCAGACAGUCGUGGAAGAGAGAUGCCAAGCACAGGUGUGGAGCUGUUGCUGGAUGAGGUGUAUGACACAGCAUUUUCAGACCAGACUGCAGGAAGUUCAUUUGCAGAGUCAAACAUGUAUCGGAUUCUAAACCGUAGAUACCUUGCUGUCCAGUUGGCCAUAAAUGGAAAAUUUAGAUGUCCCAGCCCGUGUGAGAGUGAACGGGCUGCAGCUUCUCAGGCUGGUAAUUCCUUUGUACCCUCCUGUACCGACAAUGGGGCGUAUGUGCCAACCCAAUGUCAGUCUGGUGGGCAGUGUUGGUGUGUGGAUACUUACGGCAAAGAGAUCUUUGGCACCCGACAGAAUGGAGUACCAAAAUGUAGCACUGGAGUGAAAGACUGCCUGUCUGAGAGGAGACAAGCCCUCUCCAAGCUCUUUUAUGGCCCAGCUGGAGACUUCAGCAAGAGCAACGUGUUCUCCUCUUCCAAAGACACCGUCUCUUUUCUUGGUACUUGCAGCCCUGAAUUCCAGGAGCUGUUGGCCAACUCCGGUCUUCUGCAGUCAUUGCCAGAGUUGGAGCGUCCAAAAGUCACAAACAUCCUGGCAGAUGUUCUCCAAGGGAUGUUUCCCUCUGGCGCUCUUGCCCUGAAGGCUUUAGCUCUCGCCCAGAAUCCCAAGAGACUUCAGGAGAAUCUUUUUGGAGGGAAAUUCCUGAAGAACGCUGGAAAUUUCAACUUCUCAGGGACUGUUGGAGACAGUGGCACAUUGAGCUUUAGACAAAUUUUCAGUCAGGUUGGUCUGACCCAAGUUGUGACAGACUUAAUGCAGUUGGCUAAGACCUUCACAGACAGCUCUGAAAAUCUUAAUCUAGACCAGGAGAUCUCUGAUGCGUUUGGUCGAUCGGUAAACCUGAAAAACAACAGAGAAAUGAUUAAGCUUGUUUCAAUGGCUCUUGAGAAUACGCAUUUUCUUUCUACACUUCGAGUAGCGAUCAAACAGUUGAAGGCAGAAGAAACAACCCAGCUGGGUUCAUUGUUUCGUGACAUUUUCCAGAAAUCAGAUGUUUGUAAGCCUAUGUCUUCCAGCUCAGCUCCAUACCUGCCCCAGUGUACUGAGGAUGGACUGUACCAGGACGUUCAGUGUCAGGGCUCUGAGUGCUGGUGUGUGGACUCUCGUGGUCUGGAGGUACCAGGUUCUCGCACCACUGGAUCCAGGCCGAGAUGCCCAUCCCAGUGCGAGAAAGAACGUCAGAUGGCAAUAGCAGUGAAAGCCAGCAGCUCUGCAGGAUCUGAGGUCUUCAUUCCUAAAUGUGAGACUGAUGGUGCUUACGUUGCACGGCAGUGUCUUGGCAAAAGUUGUUUCUGCGUGGACAGAUCUGGAACCAAACUCGGCAUUCAGAGUUCAGGAAGUUCUCUUCAGUGCCCAACCAGCUGCCAGGCCAUAGCGAUUCAGCAAUUCCAGUCUACAAUCCGCUCUCUUCUCUCUGAUCCACUUUCUGUAACCCAGCUUUCUGAAAUAUACAUUCCUCGAUGCUCCUAUGAUGGCAGCUGGCACCAGAUCCAGUGCGAUGGACCUCCAGAACAAGCCAUUGAGUUCUACCGUGAGUGGGUACGGAUCAUAAAUUUGGGACAAGACCUGCCUGCCUCUGAACUUCUGGGAAUUCUACAAACAUAUGCAAGAAACACACAAGCAAUGGCAUCAUUUAGAGCCUUUGUAUCUGAAUUGUUCAAAACUGGACACCACAGAGUGUUCCCUGUCCUAGCAAGAUUUCAGAAGUUCUCUGAUAUUCCAUCAGAUCUGUUAGACGGGAACAGUGAAGCGGUUUAUGGACCAUCAGUUUACUUAAACCCAUUAUCCUUAUGGCGACUAAUCAGAUUAGAUGAUUCUGGUUAUCCAGGUCUGCUCUCUGACUUCAGCGUUCCUCUUGGAAGCUUUGAUCUACGUCAGUGUUGGUGCGUUGAUCUUGAAGGAGACAUGCUAGCAGGUAGCAAAGCUCCUGUUGGGCAAAUCCCAAAAUGCCCAGGUCCUUGCUCUGUGGUUCAAAGACAGGUCUCUGAGUUCCUAAAGCAGGCAGAGGAGCUGAUCUCUGCCUCAAACAGCACACAUGUGCCUGUGGGUUAUGGUUUUCUGCUGGCUGAGAGUGUGUAUCUGAGCCCUGAGGAGCUGGAGCAGACGAGAUCCUCAAUGAUCCCUGUCACUCAGACUCUUCUGAGCAACACCGACACAGCACUGAGACUCGCAGCUCAUUCCACCUUGCAAUUCUACUGGCAGAGCAGACUUAUGGCCAGUGACAGAGAUAGACAAAGUUUAAUGUUGGGUUACCAGCCUUAUAUCCCACAGUGUGACGCUUAUGGCCAGUGGCUGCCUAAUCAGUGCUACCAAAGCACAGGUCUCUGUUGGUGUGUUGAUGAAGAGGGUCAAUACAUCGCUGACUCUCUGACGUCUCGUUCCUCACUACCUCAGAUGUGCCAAACUUUAUGCCAGAGGCUCCAAAGUCACACUUUGCUCUCUGACUGGAGACAAACAAGCUCUAAUAUCACUUACACAUACAGACCGUCAUGUGAAGAGGAUGGUGAGUUUUCAGUACUCCAGAAGGCCACUUCUGGCCAUAUGCAGGGGUUUUGUGUGAGCCCAAUAACUGGACGAUUCAUUCAACCAGCCAUCACCAAUUCCUCUGGAGAACUGCAAUGUCCAGGCUGGUGUUCUCUGCAGAAAACUCUGGCACUGCAAAGAGAAGUUGCUCUCGGGUAUGAGCCUGAAUGUGUGCAGGAUGGGCAGCACUUUUCACCCCUGCAGUGUGACCUGUCAGAUUGUUGGUGUGUUUCUGAUAGUGGAAAGGAGCUUCCAAUGACACGAUCACCCCGCAGCACAGGACAAACCCCAGCCUGCAACAUUCCUGAGUGCCCUCUUCCAUUUGGAGACAUUUCCCAUGGUGCCGUACUCUGUAGCUCUACAAAUGUUCCGGGUCAGCAGAUGCAGCGCUGUGAGCUGUACUGUGACCAAAGUUACGUCAACACCCUUCCUGUCGCCAGCUUCCUCUGUGAUCCCCAGGCGAAAAACUGGCUUGAAGAUGCUCCACUUUCUAAUGCCUGCCAAAAGCCUCAGGUAUUGCAGACAGUGCAGGUGAGCGUGCAGCUCCAGCUGUCUCUGAAUGAGGGUCAGCAGAGUUGCAGCACUCAGAGUGUUGAUCUACAGGCUGCCUUGCUGAGAGACAUGAGAGCUACAGGCCUCUGCAGCCUACAGCUGACCUCCUCAGGCCAGACCAGCUCUGUUUCAGUCUGUGACGAGUCGUCUGUGUCUCUUGAGUGUUCGAAUGACAAGGAAGUCACUGCACGCAUCACCUUAAUGGCCCGCCUUUCUGACCUACCAUUGGCUGCUCUUCCUGAUCUCCAUGACAUUGAUACGGCUCUUAGCGAGGAGAGGUUGUUAAAUGGUUUGAAGAAAUUAAUCCUAAGUGGGUCAUACCAGUCCAUCUUUCUCUCCGACCAUUCUCUCGCUCUCUCCAGUCCUCCUUCAUUUAGCUGUAUGACAGGCUAUUCGCAGCUCCCACAAUCCACUGGGUGUGUGUUAUGUCCAGCUGGGUCUUUUUUCAGUGGUGGUGUGUGUACUCCGUGUCCGCGUGAUACUUUUCAAGAGGAUGAAGGGCAGGUCUUUUGCUCUCCCUGUCCCGCAGGAACCUCCACUGUGGCCCAGGGAGCCUUCAGUGCUUCUCAUUGCCUUACUGAGUGCAAGAAGAGUAAACUGAGUUGUACAACGAAAGGAGACUUCCUAUCAGCACAGAAGGACCCUGUGUCUGGAAAAUGGAGGUGUGUUUCUGCACAGGGGGAGGAACUUACUUGGACGUCAUCUGAUGGUCUGUUGACUGUUGAAGAAUGUAAAGUAAUGGAAAAGUUUGAGGUGGUUUCCUCAUCCUCCCUGCUGCUGAAAUCAGAGAGUGCUGACACACUGAGCUCUGAUUCCUCAAGUCAGCCAAAGGAAACACAACUCAGGAAAUGUGUGCUUGAUUGUACCCAGGACGAUUCCUGCCUAUAUGUGGCUGUUUUCAGUGAUGAAGAGAAAACUCACUGUGAGAUGUACAGCACAAGUGCAGAUAAUGUUGAAUGCAGGACCACUGAACCAAGCAAAGGAUUUCUGGGAAACGACGGCGCUGAGGCGUUCCAGACUCUCAUCUGUGUUCUGAAAAUAAAAGGAGAUGAACCUGAUCUCACAGUGCUGAGAAAGAAAGGUUAUGAAUUCAGCACAGCGGGCCUGAAGAGAUUUGAGAGGCUGAAUUUCCGCAAGGCUGGUUCUGGAGUGUAUCGCACACUUGUGUUUGAUGCUCGUGGAUCUGCUCUGGCUGACGUCCAUCGCUUCUGCGUCGACUCUUGCGGUCGCGAGACCUGCUGUGAUGGAUUCAUCCUCAACCAGAAUGUCCUCAACGGAGGCUCUAUCAUGUGUGGUUUUCUGACUGCUCCGACAGUGCUGCAGUGCAGUGAAUCAGACUGGGAUGUGAAGAGUCUUUCCUCUUCCAGCCGCAUCUGUGGUGCUGGUGUUCAAUACAGCAAACAGCUCAAACGUUUCACUUUCAGCUUUGGCGGACAGAACUUCACCAUCACUGAUGCAGCCUUACCAGCAUCCAGCAAAAACAAAACCGGUUACCAGGAAACUCUGAUCAGCUUCCAGCGUGUCUACCUUUGGAAAGAGUCUGAUAUGAACACGCGUGCAAAAACUCUCUCGGCUUGCAGUGGAUCUGCUGUUGGCGAGGAUUCUAGAAGUGCACUUUCUGACUCAGUGAAGGAGGCUUUUGAUGUUCUGGACAGUGGCGAUGUGAAUGUAGACCCUGAGAGAGAACUUCCCAAUCAGCUUUACUGGAUCUUUAAACACCAGUACUCUUUCCAGGAGGCUCAGCUUUGGUGUCUGAAACGAUGUGAAGAAGAAGAGCUGUGUCAUGUUUCUGACAUCCGUGAUGAAGGCCCUCUGUAUUUUGCAUGUGUUUUAUAUCCUGACACACGUGUGUGCGGAGCAUAUGACAAACCUCUCAGACAGACAUGCAGUUUAGUGAUGACACAGAGUCUGCAGACCGCAUACCAAAAGAAAGUAUCUCUGACUGGAAGUGUGAAGAGUUUCUACAGCCGUGUUCCUUUUAAGAAGAUGGUUUCAUACUCUGUACGCAGUCGAGUCAGUGUGUCCAGUAAACCUAUUACAGAAGGGUUUUUCGAGUGUGAGAGGCGAUGUGAUGAAGAUCCAUGCUGCCGUGGAAUAGGAUAUGUCAAAGACUCAGGUGUAGCUGGAUCAGAUGUGUUGUGUCUGACUCUGAAUAGUCUGGGCAUCCAGACGUGUGGUGAAAAUGACAGCACUAGCUGGAGGAUUCAGGACUGCUCUACUUCUCAAGUCCAAACUCAGCUCUAUCCUUUCGGCUGGUAUGAAAAGCCAGUGAACCAGUGGCCAAAGAAUCCCGAUGUCUGUCCGCCAUUUAGUCUCCGCUCUCCUUCAAAAAAUGCUGAUUUGCAGAAGUGGAAGAAGUUGGAUGCCGUCUCUGUGUACGUGGACGCAUCUGUAUCAGCUUUUGACAUUGUCCACAUAAGCAAAGACAUAGCAGAGGACCUGGAUAAAGUCAAGAACUGGUGUCUUUCUGCCUGUGAGGACAGUGAGUCCUGUUCGGCUGUGUCCAUUGAUAGCAGAGAGUCAGCUGUGAGAUGUGUGAUGUAUCCAGACACACACACCUGCCUUCCUACGACAAGCGGCCGGCGCUGUUUACUAGUCACCAAAGAGCCUGCUCAAUCUGUUUACAUCAGAACAGGUGUGCAGCUGGAAUUCACCUCUGUGUCCAUCCCUGAUCAUGGCACACUUCUUGGAGAGAGUGAGGUAAAACCGAUAACUGGCUCAGAUAGCAAGCGUGUGACUUACUUCUUGGGUGUCCCUUAUGCUCGUCCACCAAUCGGAGACCUCAGAUUCAGCCCCCCACAGCCUGCUGACUGGACCGGGACCUGGAACGCCACAUUUUCCCGAUCCAGUUGUCUUCAGCCCGGUGAUCUCACUGACUCCACUUCUAGUGAAGACUGUCUCUACCUCAAUGUUUUUGUUGCCAGCAGUGUGGAAAAGAAUGUGCCGGUUCUGGUGUUCUUCCACAACUCUGCAUCGGAUCUUCUAGAUGGUUCAUACCUCGCUGCUGUUGGCAACAUAAUUGUAGUGACGGCCAGUUUUAGAGUGGCUGCUUUUGGAUUCCUCAGUGCAGGUUCCAGUGCUCUGCCGGGGAAUUAUGGGCUGCAGGACCAGGCAGCGGCUCUGGGAUGGGUUCAGAAGAACAUUGCACUUUUUGGUGGAGACCCCACUAAAGUUACAGUCGGGGCAGAGAGAAACGGAGCUGACAUUGCGAGCCUUCAUCUCACCUCUCCAUCAGCUUCAUCACUCUUCAGUCGAGCUUUAUUAAUGGGAGGCUCAGUGUUUUCUCCAGCUGUUGUAAUGAGUUCAUCCAAAGCCCAAGCACAGACUUCAUCUCUGGCCAGAGAACUGGACUGUCCGGCCGCUGAUCCUUCACAGCUGCUGGACUGCCUGAGGAGCAAACCAGCUCACAGCAUCAAUGCUGCGCAGACCAAGUUGUUAGCUGUGAGUGGUCCACUGCAAGCCUGGUCACCUGUGGUUGAUGGAAAUGUAGUUCGGGAAAAGCCUUCUGUGGCUCUUCAGUCCGGACGCUUCCACAAAGCUGAAAUAUUAUUGGGGUCUUCAUUUGAGGAUGGACUCAUCAGCAGAGCCAAGAACAUCAAGAAUUUUGAGCAGCUUCAGGGAAGAGCUGACAGUAAGACAGCGUUUUAUGCAGCCCUGUCCAACUCUCUGGGUGGAGAUGAUGCCAAUGCUUUUGUGAAGGAGGCCGCGACCUGGUUCUACUCUUUACAGCACUCGCCCACACCUUCAGGAUACAACGUGUUCUCACGUGCACUGGAAAACGCUACCAGAGACCUCUUCAUCAUCUGUCCCACCGUGGAUAUGGCUGAAUUUUGGGCAGCAAACACACAGACUGGUGUUUACAUGUACCACUUACCUGAAAACGCUGCUUAUAACAGUGUUGACCUGUCAGUUCCAAUGGAUGUGCAAUAUCUCUUCGGAGUUCCUCUUGCCGCAGAAAAGCGUGACCUCUUCAGCUACAAGGAGAAAACAUUCACCCUGCAAAUCAUGAACUACAUGGCAAACUUCAUAAAGUCUGGAAACCCCAACCUGCCUCUUGCAGCAUCAAGAACCUCCUUCGGUAAAUUCUUGCCCCCAUGGCCACAGUUCAUGCCUCAUGUAGGUGGACGGGCCUAUAAAGAGCUGUCAUCGACUCUUGUGAACCGCAAAAACCUCCAGCGAUCUCAGUGUUCCUUCUGGUCUCAGUAUGUGCCUGCUUUGACCAGCUCCACAGCCAAAUUCUCAUGUGGGACCUCAGCGGAAGAGACCGGUGUUCAAACCCCAACCCAAGAGCCCAAGCCUCUCACUCCUGCCAGCUUCACUCUGACUCCAAGCAGACAGAAAUCUGAGAAAGAUGCUUACAAUUAG